AUGAACCCAUUAAUACCAGCAGCAGGGAGGAGCGGCAGCGGCGGCGGCAGUGGGGGCAGUGAUGCAGGAGCGCGAGCCGCGCCGCGCCAAAACAGCGGCAGCGUCGACCUGCUCGGCGGUGACAGCGUCAGCCAGCCCAGCGGGCCGUACAGCGGCGGUGACGACGACGACUCUCAUGGCAGCGCCCACGACGCGCACAACAACGCUGGCAACGAUGACGACUACAGCGUCGACGGCAUCGACGAGCACACAAUUUCUGCGGCCGAGCUCGGCGGGCCCGUGUCGUUCAAGCGGCGGCAGAAGCAGACAAACUUUCUGCCCCAGUCGGCGCGGUCGCUUCUCUCGACGUUCGGCAUGGGCACGGCCUCCUCGCCACACACACAUGCGGCCCACGCGCUCUAUGGACACCAACGAGACGGGCCCAUUGGCCUCGGCAGCGCGGGCAACGACGAGGCGUUUGAGACCCAGGGCACGUUCGGCGGCGCCGACGGCGGGCCAAGCAAUGUCAACGUCAAUUAUGUCAGCAGCAGCAACGGCAAGAACAGCGCCGGCCUGCCGCACGUCGUCGACUGGUACUCGGAGGGGCUCGGCCGCCGCGUCGGCUACGAAGACCUGACGGCCAUUGACUGGAUCUUUGAGCACAACAAGGAACGCCAGCGCCAGCGGGCGAUGGUCUCCGGCACGAGCGGUCUGUUGGGCCUCGUGCGCCGCCUGCUGGACGACGGCCAGAUCUGGGUCGUGCUCGUGCUGACGGGCCUGGCGGCCGGCACGCUGGCGGCCGGCAUCGACGUGGCGUCCGACUGGCUGGGCGACAUCAAGACGGGCUACUGCGCGUCGGGCGGCACCGACGGCGGCGCGUUCUACCUGAACCACGGCUUCUGCUGCAUGGGCUACGACGAGGGCGCCAAGUGCGACGGCUGGCGGCCCUGGGCGGCCGCCGUGGGUCUGUCGGCGUCGUCGGCCGUCGGCAAGUGGUUCCUCGAGUACCUGUUCUUUGUCGUGCUGUCGGUGACCUGCGCCGUCUGCGCCGCGUUUCUCGUCAAAGAGUACGCCAUCUAUGCCAAGCACAGUGGCAUCCCUGAAAUCAAGACGAUGCUGGGUGGUUUUGUCAUCCGCCGCUUUCUCGGCGGCUGGACGCUUGUGACCAAGUCGCUGGGCCUGUGUCUCGCCGUGGCGUCCGGCAUGUGGCUCGGCAAGGAGGGUCCGCUCGUGCAUGUCGCCUGUUGCUGCGCAAAUCUCUUUAUCAAGCUGUUUCCCAGCAUCAACAACAACGAGGCCCGCCGUAGAGAAGUCCUCUCGGCCGCCUCGGCCUCGGGCAUCUCCGUCGCCUUUGGCUCCCCCAUUGGCGGCGUGCUCUUCAGCCUCGAGACCCUCUCCUAUUACUUCCCCGACAAGACCAUGUGGCAGAGCUUCGUGUGUGCCAUGACCGCCGCCUUUGUGCUGCAGGCCCUCGACCCCUUCCGGUCGGGAAAGCUCGUGCUGUAUCAGGUCAAGUACUCCACCGGCUGGCAUGCCUUUGAAAUCGUGCCCUUUGCCUUGCUCGGCAUCCUCGGCGGCGUCUACGGCGGCCUCUUCAUCAAGGCCAACAUGUGGAUUGCCCGCUGGAAAAAGGCCAGCGCCGGCUGGCUGCCCGGCCCCGUCGUCCAGGUGGCCCUUGUCGCCCUGCUGACCGCCGUGGUCAACUACCCCAACCUCUAUAUGCGCGCCCAGCUGUCCGAGCUCGUGUCCAACAUCUUUGCCGAAUGCUCGCCGCAGCUCGACGACGUCUUCGGCCUCUGCAAGACCGGCGCCGCCACCGCCGCCACCAUUGUGCUGCUGCUCUUUGCCGCCGUGCUCGGGUUCUUCCUGGCCGCCAUUACGUUCGGCCUGCAGCUGCCGGCCGGCAUCAUCCUGCCCUCCAUGGCUAUUGGCGCCCUCACGGGCCGUGCUGUCGGCAUCGUCAUGGAGAUCUGGCAGACGAGCCACCCCGACCUGUUCAUCUUCCAGUCGUGCGAGCAGGACCUGUCGUGCGUCACGCCGGGCACCUACGCCAUUGUCGGCGCGGCCGCUGCGCUGACGGGCGUCACGCGUGUCACCGUGUCCAUUGUCGUCAUCGUCUUUGAGCUGACGGGCGCGCUCAGCUACGUGCUGCCCAUCAUGGUCGCCGUCAUGCUCUCCAAGUGGGUUGGCGACGCCUUUUCGCGCCGCGGCAUCUACGAGGCCUGGAUCCAUUUCAACGAGUACCCGUUCCUCGACAACAGCGAGGACAUGCAGUUCCAGCUCCCCGACGUGCCCGCUGCCCAGGUCAUGACCCGCAUCGAGGAUCUGGUCGUGCUCACCGCCACCGGCCACACCGUCGCCAGUCUGCGCCGCAUCCUCGACACCCAUCCGUACCGCGGCUUCCCCAUCGUCUCCGACCCGCGCGACGCCAUCUUGCUGGGCUACAUCUCGCGCGCCGAGCUCGACUACACCCUGCAAGCCGCCGUCCAGCCGCCGCGCUCUCUCCCGCCCGACGAGACCGAGGCUUUUUUCGCCCACCAGCCGCUCGCCGACCCGCGCACCACGCUCGACCUGCGGCCCUGGAUGGACCAGACGCCCCUGACACUGCCCUCGCGCUCGCGCUUGCAUUUGGUGGUCAACUAUUUCCAGAAACUGGGUCUGCGCUACGUGCUGUUCAGCGACCGCGGCGUCCUCCAGGGGCUGCUGACCAAGAAGGACGUGUGGUAUGUGCUCAACGGCGCCGAGGAGUCGCGCCGGAGCGGCGAAGACGACGACCUGCGCGGGAGUGCAUCGCUGGGGCGGAAUGGCGGGGAGAGCAGAGGGAACAGCGGCGCUGGUGGUGGUGGCGCCGGCGCUGGAGCGGGCGGCAUGGCAAACGCUGGUGCUGUCGCUGGCGCGUCGGGCCACCUGCGCGAGGAUGGUGAUAUGCUCGACGACCCGUUAAGUCCUGGACCAGAACAAGAGUCGAUCUUAUAG
Molecule: messenger RNA, 2955 nt
Organism: Sporothrix brasiliensis 5110
Lineage: Eukaryota; Fungi; Ascomycota; Sordariomycetes; Ophiostomatales; Ophiostomataceae
Product: chloride channel, other eukaryote
Exons: 2
Coding region: 1-2955 (984 amino acids)
Biological process (GO): transmembrane transport; chloride transport
Cellular component (GO): early endosome; Golgi apparatus; membrane
Molecular function (GO): voltage-gated chloride channel activity
Source: RefSeq, a predicted model, not a curated record